Eremomyces bilateralis CBS 781.70 is the source of this 577-nucleotide messenger RNA. RefSeq lists its product as uncharacterized. The coding region runs from base 113 to 430 and encodes 105 amino acids. Lineage: Eukaryota; Fungi; Ascomycota; Dothideomycetes; Eremomycetales; Eremomycetaceae. The transcript has a single exon. The record is from RefSeq and is a predicted model, not a curated record.
UACCGAUUUUAUGUAGGCUAUGUAUACCCAUGAUAUCUUCGGGUCGAAAGAAUUCCGCUCCGGCCUAAUUACUCACGAACCGUGAAUAGUUGUUGUACGCGGUGAGAUUGGUAUGACUCCUAUCCUGCAACUUGUCGACGUCUCGUGGAGAUAUCCUGGGAUAAAUUCGGAGGAUCGUUCCGUUACUCAGCAUUCCCCUACAUCUCACCCCCGAAAUCAAGCUCGCCAACCUUUCGGUAGGGCGUGCAUGACUGCGUCCUGCAGAUCGCCAACACCACCUUUCCCAAUCCCAUCUCCAUCACGAAAAUGCCCCUCUGCCGCAAUUCAAUCCAGCAGUCACGGCAUCACCGAUCGCCCACCGCCAUCCGGCUUCCCGUUCCCCCUCCCCGCGGUCCGUUUCGCCGUGCUAUCUCCAGUUUCUCCACCGUGAAAGAGUAGUGUCGGCGCGGGUCCGCUCGACACCCAAUCAGCACGACGGAUGGGGAUCGAGACGUUUCGGUGCCGACGAUCGGCAGUGGGGACUCCACUUGGGUGACUGGUCAGUUGCUUGAUAAAAUCGAGGUCGGUCGUGUUCUUG